Molecule: messenger RNA, 921 nt
Organism: Nanorana parkeri
Lineage: Eukaryota; Metazoa; Chordata; Amphibia; Anura; Dicroglossidae
Product: olfactory receptor 56A1-like
Exons: 1
Coding region: 1-921 (306 amino acids)
Biological process (GO): G protein-coupled receptor signaling pathway
Cellular component (GO): membrane
Molecular function (GO): G protein-coupled receptor activity
Source: RefSeq, a predicted model, not a curated record
AUGGCGAACUCAUCGGUUCUUCAAAGCAACAUGUUUCAGCUGUUCCUCACUAACACUACUGGCAAUUACAUUUUCUUCACUUUGCUAUUCUUGACUACUGUUUGCCUCUUUUUCUUCAUGUACUUCAUUGCGGUGAUGCUCAGCAUCUUCUUCACCAGUCCACACCUCCGGGAGAACGCUCGUUACAUACUCUUUGUUUACAUGCUUGUGAAUGACAUGUUGUAUCUUCUCUUAGGUCUCACUUUGAUGCUAGGUGUCAUAUAUUUUGUGUACAUCCCCGUGCCAAUUUGCUACAUUUUGUACACAGCUUCUUCAAUGGCUUUUCGAGUGACCCCACCCACCCUGGCAGCCAUGGCUUUAGAAAAAUACAUCGCCAUUUGUCACCCAUUACAAUACCCGGUCCUAUGUACACCACAAAAAGCCAAUGUGGCUUUUACCAUCAUCUGUACAGUGCAGGUAAUCCCAUAUGCUGCCGAACUAUGUCUUAUGUCUUCAUCAUUUACAAAUAUAUUCAAUAUCAAUGUCAUCUGUAGAAAAGAAAGCUUGAUAGUGAAUCCUUUACAAAAUGUUUUAAGGUACCUUGUUCUUGUAUUGAGUUUUGUUUCGGUGGCCAUUGUCAUCUUAUUCACAUACAUCAAGAUCACGAUGGUUGCUCAUAGAGUUAGCUCACAGUCUUCUUCCGCCACCAAAGCCAGGAAAACCAUCUUGCUCCACGCCUUUCAGCUACUCCUAUGCAUGACUUCUUUACUGUCCAUACUGACUGAAGGUAUUCCAACGAGUCAAUUUGUACAUUUAACUCUUUUCAACUUCUUAGCGUUUACUUGUGUGCCAAGGUUCCUUAGUCCCAUCAUCUAUGGGAUCCGGGAUGAAUACUUAAGGAAACUUCUUAAGAAGUCUUUAACAAGAGACUUAAAACUCUAG